CUGCCUCCUCGGUGCCGAUGCCCCUGCUCUGGUCAAGGUUGCACUUGCAGCAGCAGCAGCCUCAGUUACGCACGCAGAGCAGCAGAACCAGCCCAGGCUCUGCGCUGCCCCUCAGUCUGCAUCCACAGAGGGAUCUUCCACCUGAAGGGGGACACAGCCAUGGAUGAAAUGGAGGAAGAGUUAAAAUGCCCCGUUUGUGGCUCCUUCUACAGGGAGCCCAUCAUCCUGCCGUGCUCCCACAACAUUUGCCUGGCGUGCGCGCGGAAUAUUCUCGUGCAGACCCCCGAGGCUGAGUCUCCCCAGAGCAGCCGAGCCUCUGGAUCCGGCGUCUCAGAUUAUGAUUAUCUGGAUUUAGAUAAGAUGAGCUUGUACAGCGAGGCGGACAGUGGCUACGGUUCCUACGGCGGGUUCGUCAGCGCUCCCACGACCCCUUGCCAAAAAUCACCCAACGGGGUCCGGGUUUUCCCCCCGGCCGUCCCCCUGCAGCCUCCUCCGCAGCAGCAGCACCUCCUGCCGCAUCCCGCGUGUUUGGCCCCGAUCCCGCGCAACUCCUGCAUCACCUGCCCGCAGUGCCACCGCAGCCUCAUCCUGGACGAGCGGGGGCUCCGCGGGUUCCCCAAGAACCGGGUGCUGGAGGGGGUGGUGGACCGCUACCAGCAGAGCAAGGCGGCCGCGCUCAAAUGCCAGCUCUGCGAGAGGAGCCCCAAGGAGGCGACCGUCAUGUGCGAGCAGUGCGACGUGUUCUACUGCGACCCGUGCCGCCUGCGCUGCCACCCCCCCCGCGGCCCCCUGGCCAAGCACCGCCUGGUGCCGCCGGCGCAGGGCCGCAUCAGCCGCCGCGCCAGCCCGCGCAAAAUCUCCACCUGCACGGAGCACGAGCUGGAGAACCUCAGCAUGUACUGCGUGCAGUGCAAGAAUCCCGUCUGCUACCAGUGUUUGGAGGAGGGCAAACACGGCCCGCACGAGGUCAAGGCUCUGGGCGCGAUGUGGAAACUGCACAAGGGCCAGCUAUCCCAGGCUCUAAACGGCUUGUCCGACAGAGCCACUGAAGCCAAGGAGUUCCUGGUUCAGCUGAGAAACAUGGUGCAGCACAUCCAGGAAAACGGCGUGGAGUUUGAGGCCUGUUUGGUGGCACAGUGUGACGCCCUCAUCGAUGCCUUGAAUCGACGCAAGGCCCAGCUGCUGGCCCAGGUGAACAAGGAGCACGAACAUAAACUCAAGGUGGUUCGGGAUCAGAUCUCCCAUUGUACAGUGAAGCUGCGCCAGACCACAGGACUGAUGGAGUACUGUCUGGAGGUCAUCAAGGAGAAUGACCCCAGUGGUUUCCUACAGAUCUCGGAUGCUUUGAUCCGAAGAGUCCACAUGACGGAGAGUCAGUGGGGAAAGGGAACCCUUACCCCGAGGAUGACCAGUGACUUCGACCUGACUCUGGACAGCGGACCGCUCCUGCAGACGAUCCACCAGCUGGACUUUGUCCAGAUGAAAGUCCCAGCUGCUCCCAUGCUCCAGCUGGAGGAAUGCUGCACUCAGAACAACAGCGCUACGUUGUCAUGGAAACAACCGCCGCUCUCCACCAUCGCAGUGGAGGGAUACAUCCUGGAGCUGGACGAUGGCAACGGGGGGCCGUUCAGGGAGGUGUACGUGGGGACGGAGACCAUCUGCACAGUGGACGGGCUCCACUACAACAGCACAUACAAGUCCAGAGUAAAGGCUUUCAACGCCAGCGGAGUGGGCCAGUACAGCAAGACGCUCAUCAUGCAGACCUCUGAAACUGGACUCCCCCCAUGUGAUGUUCAGUCUAUAGGCACAGUUGCUUGGUUCACCUUUGACCCGGCGUCCGCUCACCCCGACAUCGUCCUAUCCAACGACAACCUGACCGUGUCGUGCAACAGCUAUGACGACCGGGUGGUCAUGGGCAACUCCGCCUUCUCCCGCGGGGUUCACUAUUGGGAAAUGACAAUCGAUCGCUAUGACAACCACCCGGACCCGGCCUUCGGCGUCGCUCGGGGCGACGUCCUGAAGGACGUGAUGCUGGGGAAGGACGACAAGGCCUGGGCCAUGUAUGUGGACAACAACCGCUCCUGGUUCAUGCACAACAACUCACACACUAACAGGACGGAUGGAGGCAUCACCAAAGGGUCCACCAUAGGUGUGCUGUUAGACUUCACACGCGGGCUCCUCAUCUUUCUCAUCAAUGAUGAGCAGCAGGGUCCUGUGGCCUUCGAAGGCUUGGAGGGCACCUAUUACCCCGCUAUUAGCCUCAACCGAAAUGUCCAGGUCACACUGCACACUGGUCUACCCAUUCCUGAUUUUUACACCCCUGGGGAAGCAGAUCCAAACAGCUCUGUGUGUUGAAGACUAUCCACUGCACACAUUAGGGGAACCUCCAGGAUUCCCCACCUCCCAUCCUGCCGGUCAAUAACACUCACACCGCCCUCGCCUUUCUAUUCUCAACUCCCCAGACCAAGUGACCCCUUGACACCUCCAAGAGAGGUGCCGUCCAGUUCUGAGCCAUGCCUUUUUCAUGCCUAACUGUGGACACGUGGACUACGUGCAGAAAUACUACAGAAUGUUUAGGAGGAUGAAAUCUUGCUGAUCUUCAACUAAUGGAUUUCCAUUGCUAUAAUAUCAUUAAUGAUAAUCGGGGCUGAAAAUGAUUGUCUAUAUAUAACCAAACCAUAAAGCCAAACAUGCUGUCAUUUGAAUCUGCUUUGCAGUAAGACUGCGCAUUUAGAGGGAAAUUGUGGAAGUCAGAUAAAUUCCCUCCUCUAAUUUACCACAAAGAAAGCACAUUUUCCCAAGAAUGUCAAAUUAUUCCUUAGAAGGGAGGAGGUUGUCAUAAUGAGCCCUUCCAGAAGGAUCUCAGUCUGACUAUUAUCGUCCUGUUACAGAGAGGGAUCCUUCGUAAUUGUGUGAAAGUGUGAUUCCCUGGACCAGAGCAAUAGCCCAACUCCCAGCCGCAUCACUGUCACAUCCUUGUCCACGUUGUUGAAACGCUUUUAUUUGUGGCUUAGUACAAGUGAAACUUCUGUGUGGUUUUUCCAAACUUGCAGCACUGGUGUAGAAAAUGCAACUGGAAGCAAGGCCUUCACGCAGCCUUACUCUGCUGUGCAGCUCUCAAAGCCCGAGGAUGGUCCUUUUGAUUUAAUGUGUGUUUAAGAAGUGAGCUGAAAAUGAGUUUAUGACUGUGAAUAUGUUUAAAUAAGGUGCUAUAGCAGCUUGCAUAGUUUUGGCUUUUCUUUUUUUUUUACUUUAGGUGACUGAAUAAUGGUAGUUUUGACUGAAUAAUGGUAGUUUUGUAAUAUUGUUAUUGAAAUGAUCUAUUGCGAAGAGAUGUAUAGUUAAAUAAGUUGUUAACGUUCAGAGUUUUUCAAUGAGAAUUCAUCUUUUUUCCCUUUGCUGAUGUACAAUUAUUACCGAAAGAAAGCAUCAAUAAUUGUCGCUUCCGCUAAAUAGGUUUUUCAAUUUUCUUUCCUGUGAGAAGUGUGAGAAGAGACACUUGAAUGUUUUUUUUGUUUGUUUUUUUUUCAUUUUUGGCAUCCCUCUUGGUUAACAGCCUCCUCAGCUGGCAAGGACAUAAUCCAAACCCAUUUUUAAAGCAAAGCUGGGUUAAAUGCUAUUAUAUAUCAAAAGGACACAAUGCUAACAUGCUGGCCAAUUGGGAAACCUAAAAAGGGAAAGUUUAUGUUACUUCGAAGAGAAGGAGUAAUAAAGUAGGAGAGUUGCAUGCUAGCAUCCAACACAAUGUGCAGAUAGAAAUGAUAGGAGUACGAUUAGUCCAUUAAAAAUGGACUAUGAAUGAA
This is a messenger RNA of Menidia menidia (Atlantic silverside), 3803 nucleotides long. NCBI's taxonomy places the organism in Eukaryota, Metazoa, Chordata, Actinopteri, Atheriniformes, Atherinopsidae. The record is from the annotation of a GenBank genome assembly.